GGUCACAGAUGCUGCAGCACAUCCAACACCACUCAAGAUCGGCCCGUGUGUUGAUCGCAGGGGGUGGCCCUGUCGGGCUCACACUUGGCAUUCUCCUGCAGCAUGUGUACAACGUGCCGGUGGACAUUGUAGAGCGGCAGUUGCAGCCAACGCAACAUCCACAGGCGCAUUUCAUGAACCUCCGCACCAUGGAAAUCCUGCGCACCCACAUGCCAGUUCUGCACGACCGUAUUCUCGACAUUGCAGCUCCGCCGCAGCAAUGGCGGGAUUACGUGUACUGUUCGCGCAUCAUUGGUGGCGAGCUGGCACGGAUCGAUCAGUUCGGACCAGACAUUGCGCACCGCGCCGACUCGUUGCCAGGCUAUCGCAACGAAUUGUUGCACGGCCUUCGCAACUUGUCGCCAACGCAACCCGUCCACUUUCCCCAAAACAAGUUCGAAACACUCUUGAACGAAUACGCCGCCGAGUGUGGCAUCCACGUUCAUCGAGGAGUUGAGCUGACCGACCUGCGCAUGUUGUCGAAGCAGUCUUCGUGUGGCCUUAGCCGCGUCGAUGUUAGUUUGCGCAACGAGACCAAGCAAUACGACUAUGUCGUCGGUGCAGACGGAGCCCACAGCAAAGUGCGAUCACUGCUGCAUAUUCCCAUGGAAGGCCCGCCGCCGCUCCAGAGUCUGAUCAACGUUCACUUUACCAGCCACGAGCUCGCAGCGCAUGCUCGCACGUCGCCGGCCAUGUUGUACUUCAUCUUUAACCCGAAAGUGAUCGGGGUCUUGAUUGCCCACGACCUGGCCAAGGGUGAAUGGGUGUUCCAGAUCCCUGUAUUCCCGUUGCCGGGGCAACUCCCGCAAGUCGACUUCCCACCGGACCGGUGCAUUGACUUGAUCCGGGCAGCGGCAGGGUCCCCGUCACUGGAUGUGGCGCUGCACUCGAUUGGGGCGUGGAAAAUGACGGCCCAAGUCGCGGCGCAGUACGCCACACCCAACCACCAAGUCUUUCUUGUGGGUGACGCAGCGCACCAGUUCCCCCCCGCCGGCGGCUUUGGCAUGAACACUGGUAUCCAGGACGCCCACAAUCUUGCGUGGAAGCUGGCUCAUGACAUCCGCACCCGACGCAAUGUGUCGUCCACGACCGCAUCCUCGCCUUCAUCUCAAGCCGCGACCAGUGCAUCGCCUUCCCUGACCCAGCGUUCGUGGCUCCCAACGUACGGGUCGGAGCGCAAGGCGGUCGCGACCACGAUGACCAAGCUGAGUCUGCGCAACUUCGAACGAAUGCUGCGUGUUCCAGCGGCACUGCAUGUUUCCUACGACAGCGCCAAAGCGCUUGACACGGUAGCACACUCGCCGUUGUUUCAGUGGUUACCACAAAAACUGCAGUCGUCGGUCGUGUCGUCUGCGUUGUCUGCCGGCACUGCCCACUUGGCGACCCUCGACAGUGCCGUGUCGUCCAUGGGGCACCACCUCAAGCGCCGCGUGCAGGAGAUCGUACUGUCGCGACGGGCGCUCGGGAUGCUGUUCUUCAAGGCCGACAUUGGGUACUCGUACGCCCCGCAGUCGACGGACGGCGACACGUCCGAUGCUGCACUCAACAACGCGCAUCGAUUCCGCGUCCCUGAUGGCAAGCCCAGCGCCACCGCUCCUCUCGAUACAGUGUUUACCCCGCGGCUACAUGUUGGCCAACGGUUGCCUCAUCAAUGGCUGUUGGGCGCGACGAACGAAGGGGCGAAUGUCCAAGUGUCCUCGUUGGACCUCGUGCAGCGAAUUGUGCAAUCAACCAACAACAGCGGCGGCACGGGCGGACCACAAUUUGUGCUCGUGGUGCAGUCUGCUACGAUUGCGCACUUGCCACCGAACAAGCGGCCAUUCAUAGCCACGGUGGUCCUUCACGCCAAGCACGCGUCGGCCGCAGGAACGUCGGCGGCGGCGACGACGCACGACUACUUGUACGUUGACGAGACUGAUCUGACAGCCGCCGCGGCCGUCCUCGUCCGACCGGAUGGUCACGUGGCGUGGAUUUGGAACGACGUUCGAGAGAUGUCUCCAGAAAGUGUCGCGUCUGUUCUAGCCAAGAUCUAGCGAGCUUUCAAUCGAUAGUAGAUGUUCUUCCUGCGCCA
Molecule: messenger RNA, 2110 nt
Organism: Aphanomyces invadans
Lineage: Eukaryota; Oomycota; Saprolegniomycetes; Saprolegniales; Verrucalvaceae
Exons: 9
Coding region: 9-2072 (687 amino acids)
Molecular function (GO): FAD binding
Source: RefSeq, a predicted model, not a curated record